Penicillium brasilianum is the source of this 2215-nucleotide messenger RNA. The record is from the annotation of a GenBank genome assembly. NCBI's taxonomy places the organism in Eukaryota, Fungi, Ascomycota, Eurotiomycetes, Eurotiales, Aspergillaceae.
CUGCCGUACGGUGAACUGGUUAAGCGCUGGGCUCUGGAGGAUCCCGGCAUUCCCGGGCCAUCACGUCGGACUAAAUCGGCGCUCUCAAUCCAGACCAGCAACACGAUCUGACAUGCAGAACCCUACGAUGCUACGAAGAUAAUCUCCACCGGCUUGCGUGGACAGGGUCCAAAUGCUUAUACGAGCCUCCGAAGCUGGCCACGGACGCCAGUUUGGAACAAAGUUUUGUGCCCUGUCACAGCUGACAAGUCACCCCCAGACCAGAGCCAACUGGGCCGACCUCAGGCCCUAUCAGACGACAGAAGUCAAUUGCAGGAUCAACGAGAAUGGGCCGAAGCUUGGGUGGCCUGAUUGUUUUCUGCAGGAUAUGCUUUGGUGCCUGUAAUAUAAGGCAAUACAGCGGUAUGUACCCGUAACCAUUAGACCAAAAAAUUACCAGCGGUAUUAAUGCGGAGAUUGGGCGAAAUUUUGCGGAUAACUUUUUUUUUGGACGAAGCUUUGGACUGUCGCUGCACAACACCACGCUUCCGACGAUUUCUCCCGGCAAAGCAGCCGGUGAUCCACAGGCAAAUCAAAAAGAAGAAGCUCUUGAAGCUUCACCGACCAACCAUCAUGUUCGCCGUUCCUGGAUGGUCGCUGGAGAGCACUGCGCUCAAGCAGCAGUCUCAACCAGCGCAAGCCCAAAACGAGUCACAGGCGACCAACGAUGGCGCAACGCCCAAUGGCAAGAACAAGGACAAGAAGCGCAAGCGUGACAAUGUCACCUCGGGCAAUGUCAAUGAGAUGUAUCGCAAGCAUAUCGAGGGCGAGUCCGAAAAGCCCUGGAAGAAGAAGAAGCAGGAAAAGCAGGCAUCCGCUGCGGCUGCGGCUGCUGCGGCCGCUGCUUCCCCCAAGACAGACAAUGACGAGGUGAAGACGGUCGCCGCUGAUCCCGUUCAAGAGGAGGGCCAGGCCAAGAAGAAGAAGCAGAGGAAGAACAAGAAGAACAAGGACAACGAUACCCAAGAGGACAAGGCAGACGGUGCCGCGUCUGCUCAAUCGACCGGCUCUCCUGCGAGCGCUCUCGCGGUCCCGCCCACGACGAACGCAACCCUCACACCUCUCCAGCAGGCUAUGCGCCAAAAGCUGAUUUCCUCUCGAUUCCGCCAUCUGAACGAAACCCUGUACACCACCGACUCCUCCAAAGCCGUCGAACUGUUCAACGCGAAUCCCGAGUUGUUCGACGAGUACCACGCUGGCUUCUCUCGUCAGGUCAAGGAAUCAUGGCCCUCUAACCCCGUCGAUGGCUAUAUCCAGGCCGUUCGUCGUCGCGCAGCCGUGCCUGUGCCUAAAAGAGGCAAGCCUCUCCCCAACAAGGCUCUGCCUCUGCCCCGUAGACCCAAUGGAGUCUGCAGCAUUGCCGAUCUGGGUUGUGGUGACGCCGCACUUGCUCGCAACCUGAAGCCAUCUGCCAAGAAACUCAACCUGAAGCUGAACAGCUACGACCUUCAGUCUCCCGACCCUCUCAUCACCAAGGCCGACAUCUCUAAACUUCCGGUGGAGGACGGCUCCAUGGAUGUGGCUAUUUUCUGUCUCAGUCUUAUGGGCACCAAUUGGGUCUCCUUCGUUGAGGAGGCAUGGCGCGUGCUCCGUGGCGACGGCAAGGGCGAGUGCUGGGUCAGUGAAGUGAAGAGUCGCUUCGGCAAAGUCAACCGCAAGAAGUCCAUGAUCGGGGCGCAGAAACCGCUCAGCAAAACUCAGCAGAAGAAGCAGAAGAAGAGCAAGAAUGGCGAUGAUUCUGAUAUCGACGAGGCGGAUAUUUUUGCUGAAGAUGCCCGCCCUCCGGUUGAUGAUGACGAGACCGAUAUCUCGGCAUUUGUCGAGGUCUUCCGGACUCGUGGGUUCGUGUUGCGCCCGGAGUCGGUGGACAAGUCCAAUAAGAUGUUUGUCAAGAUGGAGUUUGUGAAACAGAGUGGUGCCCCGAUCAAGGGCAAGCAUGCUACUGGAUUGAGUGCACCCGCUCCUGGUGGAAAGAAGCGGUUCGUAGACCGCAAGCCGGCGGCUGAGAGUGGGAUGACUCAUGAGCAGGAAGCUCAGGUGCUGAAGCCUUGCGUGUAUAAGAUUCGGUAGUCUUAUCGUUGCAGCGGCGAUGUACUAUAUGCACUUGUGAACUGUGUCUACAUAUGAUUAGAGUAAGCAAAAUACAAUGACAGCAUAUCAACAUCAGAUUCCUCGG